AUGGCUGUCGGUAUUGUGAACGGUUCUAGCGGCAAGUCCGCCUUGCCGCUGCUGCGCGAAAAGUCCAAGGACCAUGAUCUCGUCCUGAAAACGUUCCGCAUGCUCAUUGCCGAUCUCUGCCAGCAGUUCGGCGGUGGUCACCCUGGAGGAGCCAUUGGUAUGGCUGCCAUCGGUGUCGCGCUCUGGCGAUAUGUCAUGCGCUACGCUCCUCAUACUCCCGACUACUUCAAUCGAGAUCGAUUCGUCCUUUCCAACGGCCACACCUGUCUCUUCCAAUACACCUUCUUGCAUCUCACCGGAUACAAGGCUAUGACCUUUGAGCAGCUCAAGUCUUACCACUCGGAUCGGACGGAUGCGCUCUGUCCCGGUCACCCAGAAAUCGAGCACGACGGCAUCGAAGUCACCACUGGCCCUCUGGGACAAGGAGUCGCCAAUGCGGUUGGACUGGCCAUGGCCACGAAGAACCUGGCAGCGAAGUUCAACCAGCCGGGAUACGAUCUCGUCAACAACCACACCUGGUGUAUGAUCGGUGACGCCUGUUUGCAAGAGGGUGUUGGCUUGGAGGCCAUCUCGUUCGCCGGUCACCUCAAGCUUAACAACCUGACUGUUAUCUACGACAACAACCAGAUCACCUGCGAUGGAUCGGUCGACCUGACCAACACAGAGGAUAUCAACGCGAAGAUGCGCGCAUCCGGCUGGGAUGUCAUUGAUGUUGAGGACGGGUGCUUUGAUAUCGAGGGCCUCGUGCAGGCCUUGGAGCGUGCUCGUGCUGCCACGGACAAGCCCACCUUUAUCAACGUCCGCACUGUGAUCGGACUAGGUAGCAACGUGGCCGGCCAGGCUGCCGCUCACGGUGCUGCUUUUGGCGCACCCAACGUUGCUCAGAUGAAGAAGGACGUUGGAUUUAACCCGGAUGAACUAUUCGUCAUUGGAGAGACUGUGCGGAAUUUCUUCCAGGAUCUUCCCACCCGUGGAGAGUCCCUAGUACAGGAGUGGAAGGAUCUCGUUCAGAAGUAUACGGCCGACUUCCCCGAGCUGGGAGCCGAGUUCCAGCGCCGGGUGAACGGUGAACUGCCCUCCAACUGGAAGGAAUUGAUUCCGACCAGCUUCCCAGACAAGCCGACGGCCUCUCGCGCGGCAUCCGGUCUUGUCUUCAACCCCAUUGCCAAGGAGUGCGAGUCAUUUAUGGUCGGCACCGCUGAUCUGUCGCCGUCCGUCAACAUGAUCUGGCCUGGCAAGGUUGAUUUCCAGCAUCCUGAUCUACGCACCACUUGCGGAAUCAAUGGAGACUACUCCGGUCGUUACAUCCACUACGGAGUGCGCGAGCAUGCCAUGGGAGCUAUCUCUAAUGGUCUCGCUGCCUACGCCCCUAACACCAUCGUUCCCGUCACCUCGUCCUUCUUCAUGUUCUACCUCUACGCCGCCCCCGCUGUGCGCAUGGGCGCCCUACAGCACCUCCAGAUUAUUCACGUUGCUACGCACGACUCCAUCGGCAUGGGCGAGGACGGUCCGACGCAUCAGCCCAUCGAGUUGGCCGCUCUGUACCGCGCCAUGCCCAACCUGCUGUACAUCCGACCCGGCGACAGCGAGGAGACGGCAGGCGCCUGGAUUGCCGCCAUCGAGGCCAAGAAGACACCCAGCAUUAUCUCCACCUCCCGACACACUCUCCCUCAGUUGAAGCAAACUCGCCGCGACGGCGUCCUCCGCGGUGCCUACGUCCUCGAGGAAGCCGAGGACGCAGCAGUCACGCUCAUCGGAGUAGGCGCGGAGUUAUCUUUCGCCCUUGACGUGGCGAAGCAGCUCAAGGAGAAGGGCAUCGUGGCACGAGUGAUCAGUUUUCCGUCUCAGCGACUCUUCGAGCGCCAGUCCCUCGAAUACAAGCGGUCCGUCCUGAAGCGCGGAACGCCAGCCGUGGUCAUCGAGCCCUACGCGCCGAACGGAUGGGAGCGAUACGCCACGGCAGGCGUCUCUAUCCAGCGCUUCGGACACAGCUUGCCGGGCAAGGCGGCCUACAAGUACUUCGGAUAUGAAAUUGAUGUAUUGACAGGCAAGGUGUCUGAUUAUCUCGAUCGCGUGGCGAAGGACGAGUUCUUGCAGGGGGAGUAUGUGGACUUAUAA
Molecule: messenger RNA, 2118 nt
Organism: Aspergillus melleus
Lineage: Eukaryota; Fungi; Ascomycota; Eurotiomycetes; Eurotiales; Aspergillaceae
Product: transketolase family protein
Exons: 3
Coding region: 1-2118 (705 amino acids)
Biological process (GO): pentose-phosphate shunt
Cellular component (GO): cytosol
Molecular function (GO): transketolase activity
Source: RefSeq, a predicted model, not a curated record